Molecule: messenger RNA, 2225 nt
Organism: Solea solea (common sole)
Lineage: Eukaryota; Metazoa; Chordata; Actinopteri; Pleuronectiformes; Soleidae
Gene: nefla
Product: neurofilament light chain a
Exons: 4
Coding region: 108-1925 (605 amino acids)
Biological process (GO): neurofilament bundle assembly
Cellular component (GO): intermediate filament; postsynaptic intermediate filament cytoskeleton; cytoplasm
Molecular function (GO): structural constituent of postsynaptic intermediate filament cytoskeleton
Source: RefSeq, a predicted model, not a curated record
CAGCAGAAAGCAGUCAAGGCUUAAACCUGAGCCCUUCAUACAUCUCCACACACACACACACACAGGAGAGGAGAGGGAGAGCAGCCAGUGCUCCCACAAAUUCAGCCAUGAGUAGCAUCGGGUAUGACCCAUACUAUCCCACCUCGUCUUACAGGCGCUGGUACGUCGAGUCUCCCCCUCGUGUGGUGGUGAACAGAGGGAGGACCCACUCCGUCUACUCGUCCCACACCUCCCCACUAUCCUCAUCCCGUGUGCAGUACUCCUCUCCCGGCCGGGUGCUGCUCUCCUCCUCCUCACCAGCCUCCUCUGUGGAGCUGGAGCUCAGCCAGGCAGCCCAGAUCAGCUCCGAAUUCCGCUCCGUUCGCACCCAAGAGCACAGGCAGCUGCAGGACCUCAACGACCGCUUUGCCGUCUUCAUCGAGCGAGUGCAUGAGCUGGAGCAGCAGAACCGGGCUCUGGAGGCAGAGCUGCUGCUGCUGAGGCAGAGGCACAAUGAGCCGUCCCGCCUGAGGGGACUCUAUGAGCAAGAGGCCCGCUCCCUGAGGGCAGCUAUGGAAGAGGCCAGGGCAGACCACCAAGCCGUCAUGGGCCAGAAAGAGCGACUGGAACAAACCCUGAGUGCCCUGCAGGGCCGAUAUGAGGAGGAAGUGCUGGCUCGUGAAGAGGCCGAGGGCAGGCUGAUGGAGAACCGCCACGAGGCCGACCAGGCUGCCUUAGGAAAGGCUGAGCUGGAGAAGAGUGUUGAAACUCUGCUGGAGGAGCUGGCCUUCCUCAAGAGGAUUCAUGAAGGUGAGGUGGCCGAGCUUCAGGCCCAGGUGCAGCUGGGAGUCCAGGUGGCUGUAGAGUCUGAAACCGCCACUCCAGACCUCUCUGGAGCUCUCAGGGACAUCCGGUCCCAGUACGAGAGGCUGGCAGCAAGGAACAUGCAAGCAGCUGAGGAGUGGUUCAGAGGGAAGAUGGGCUCGCUGACUGAAACUGUGGCCCAGCACUGUGACGCAGUCAGAAGCUCCAAGGAUGAAGCGGGAGAGUACCGACGCCAGCUCCAGGCCCGUCUGCUGGAGAUUGAUGCGUGCAGAGGCCUCAAUGGAUCCCUGGAGAAACAGCUGCAUGAGAUGGACGAGAAGCAGAGCGCUGAGAUCGCUGCCAUGCAGGACACCAUCACAGAUUUGGAGAGCGAGCUGAGGGGCACCAAACAGGAAAUGGCGCGCUACCUGAAGGAGUACCAGGACCUUCUGAAUGUCAAGAUGGCUCUAGACAUUGAGAUUGCUGCAUACAGGAAGCUUCUGGAAGGGGAGGAGUCUCGCUUCAGUGUUGGCGUUUCCGGGGGCGUGUCCUCUAUGUACAGCCACAGUCUGUCAGCGCCCCACUUUGCCCGGCCUGUCUACUCCAGCCUGAGCUCCGGCACCUCCUACCUGAUGACAUCACGUCUGCUCAGCUCCAGCACCACAGAGGGCCUCAUCUCUGCCAGCCACACCCACCAAGCAGAGGCCAGCCCACCUGCAGAGGAGGAGGAAGAGGAGAAGGAAGAGGAGGAGGCAGGAGAGAAAGAGGAGGAGGAGGGUGAAGAGGAGGCUGCAGAUGCAGAUGAAGAGGCUAAAGCUGAAGAAGAAGGUGGUGAUGAAGAGGAGCAAAAGGAAGAGGUGACAGAGGCUGCUGCUGAAGAUGAGGAGGAGAAAGAGGAAGAGACUGAAGGCAAAGAAGAAGCACAAGAGGAGGAAAAAUCCGAUGACAAAGAGGAUGACGCAAAAGAAGAAGAGGAGCAAGUCGAGACGGAAGAAGUAAAAACAGGUGAAGAAAAGGAGGAUAAAGCUGAUGCCAAGGAAGAAGACAAGGCCGCUCCAAAAACAGACGACAAGAAGGAGAACGCUGAAGAGAAAGCCUCCAAACCUGCUGCAGAGGAGAAGAGCACAAAGGAGAAGAAGUAAACAGUAUGUUUGUCCCUGCAAAUCACAGUUCAACACCGUCCACAUACAUACAUACAAACCACAGCUCAAUAAAACCAGUAGAGGCCUCAGCGCUGCGCUCUUUCUCCACUCUGCUUGUUAACGUGGUGCUCAGUGAAAAAAAAGCCCAAUGGCCAUUUAAAGCAACAAAUCACAGUAAACCGCUUGCCAGUAUCCACAGUCGUCCAUAAACAGUGCACACAGUAUACAGUAUGUGCAACUGCUAACCGCUAACGUGAGUGUGUGACUUUCUGGUGGUGAAAUAAACACUUAUCAAAGAGA